Molecule: messenger RNA, 3660 nt
Organism: Williopsis jadinii
Lineage: Eukaryota; Fungi; Ascomycota; Saccharomycetes; Phaffomycetales; Wickerhamomycetaceae
Gene: ULS1
Product: translocase ULS1
Exons: 1
Coding region: 88-3633 (1181 amino acids)
Cellular component (GO): cytoplasm
Molecular function (GO): ATP binding; ATP-dependent chromatin remodeler activity
Source: RefSeq, a predicted model, not a curated record
CGAAUAACAACAAAGCUGAGUUUUCAGUUAUCAAAACCGGCAGAGGAUUGAACCAGCGGGUCUGUUACAGCUGAGCUUACUUACAAGAUGGAGGUACCGCCGAGAAAGAAGGUCAAGCCCUUUUCUGUGGUGGAUUUGACGAGGAGCAGCGGGUCAGAAUCUGAUGACGAUGAUAUCAUCAUCACGGGCAUACACCACGUCACAGCGCUGGCUGGGCAGAGUGAAACAGCCCACCAGGUUCCUCUGAAGAGACUUCACGGUGGGGAUGCCGUUAUUGUUACGGGCUCAAAUGGGAGGCCAGAGGGACGCGCUCAUGCUGACGGCGGAAGACAACAGACACCGGUAGCUCCAGUAGCAACGCCGCUAAAUCGUGUUAUAGCGGGGCCAGUCACUGAACAAGGAAGCUCGUCCAAAGAUCUUGAGAGCGGUUCAAGGGCUGUGGCUAUGACUGCCCGUCAGGGACUCGAUAGAAUGACAACAAGUGCUGCAGUUCAAGGCCCAGUGGCUAACAACACCAUCCACAACAACCCACGGGCCUAUGGACAGCAACCCGUGUUAUCUGCUGCUCAUAGACCUGGAUGGAUUAAUCCACAGCUUAACAGGGACGGUGGGCUCUCUGAAGGAGCCACAUUCAAGUUUGUGCCGAAAAACAAACAAACUUAUGGUCAAGUCACUGUUAAAGCAGAUCCAGCCAUAUCCGUGAACCCUACAGACAAUUAUAUGGGGAUUCAAGGCUUGAAGAUUCUUGACUCUGGGGCGAUACAGUACCAGAACACUGUUUUCCACAGUAUGCAAGAUGUGAAGGCACGACAAGCUGAGCUUGAGCAAAGAAUCUCUAAGUACAAGAUUGGUCUCGAGGCUUUGGCCUUAAGAGAAAAGCACAGACCUGGGAGACUUGUUGAGCUCAAGCGUAAUAGAGACCAACUGCUUAGAUUGGGCUUGGAUGAGUCUAACGAAAAGGUUGCGUCUUUGCAGAAGGAAAUGCAACGUCUUUCAUCACAAGCGAAGGAAAACUUCAAGAAGAAAGCUGAGGUUGAACAUGGGAUGAAACGGACUAAAAAGAAACUGCAACUGUUUGUCAACACUGCUAAGCCGAAGAUCUGUGCGCUUCUUGAUGAAAAGAUGAAGAAAGAGAAAGCUGAGCGUCUCGAAAAGCUCGAAAGAAGUAGAAAACAUGCUGAGGAGAUGAGAUUACAGAAGGAGAGAAGUUUAGCUGAGGCUGUAGCCAAUGGUAGUCAGAAUGGAGGUGCUUCAAGCUCCGACCAGCUUCAACAAUUACGACAGGUGCUUCAGAAUGGUCGAUAUCAACAGAUGAUGGAAGAGGUUCGUGCCAGGGAAGAAAGAAAUAAGGCAGAGCUGGAACGCAGAAGGAAGGAGGAAGAGAGGAACGCUAUGCUACGACGUAACCCACUAGGUCUCAAUGUUUACAACACAGAUGACUUGCUCAGCCUUCUAACGUCGGUGAAGAAGCAAGAGGAACAGGAAGUUGAAGGGGAGUCAAACACUCCCAACGAUCUCUCCGUCAAUCUGUUACCUCACCAGAAACGUGGUUUGAAAUGGCUUGAAGAUACUGAGGACGAUCAUAAGAAAUGCGGUGGUAUCCUUGCAGACGCUAUGGGUUUAGGUAAAACUGUGCAAAUGAUCGCUCUCAUGCUUUCACGUCGGGCGAAAGAGGAUGACGAGGAAGCAGAGCUGGAUCCUCAAUCUCCAAAGGCAAAUAUUGCUUCAUAUGGCUGUACAAAUUUAAUAGUUGCACCUGUGUCGUUGAUGAACCAAUGGAAGGGGGAGAUGGAGACGAAAGUGAAAGCUUCUGCCAAUUUGACUGUCUUCAUGUAUCAUUCUAUGGCUGGCCGUAGAGUUACCUUUGAUCAGUUGAAGAAAUACGACGUUGUUCUUGUGUCGUAUGGUACCUUAUCAUCCGAGUUCAAGAAGCAUUGCAACAUUCCGGGAUUCGAAAAGUCUUUUGAUAUGAAAACACCACCGAAUAUGAGAAUGGUGAAUGAUUUGAAGAAAGACGGGGACUAUAUAUCACCGUUCUUCUCAAAGGACUCAAAGUUCUACAGAAUCGUACUAGAUGAAUCCCAGCAGAUCAAAAACAAGCUUACCAAGGCUUCCAUCUCAACAGCUUGUUUGGACGGUUAUUACAGAUGGUGUCUCUCCGGUACACCAAUGCAAAAUAAUGUUGGUGAAUUGUUUCCAUUGUUGAGAUUCUUACGUAUUAAACCAUAUAAUGUCGAGUCCAAUUUCAAAAAGGAUAUUCUACAUUUCUUGGAAAAGAAACGUGAACCGCACGAAUAUGGGUUUGAUACCGAAGAUGGGUAUUAUACUGAAGCUGCGAUGAACAAAUUGCGUAUUCUUCUGAGAAGUGUGAUGCUCAGGCGUGAGAAGACCUCGCUGAUUGAUGGUAAGCCUAUUCUGGACCUCCCCGAGAAGACUGUUACCAAGGAGUAUGUCAGCAUUCAAACAAAUGAAGCAGAGGCCACUUUCUACAGCAGCAUUGAAGGUAAAGCACAGGAGCAGGUGGCGAGGAUCCUUAAUAGUCGUAACGUUGCCAAAGGUGACUAUUCGUACAUUUUUGUUCAAUUGCUUCGUUUGAGACAAGCCUGUCUACACUCUGAGCUGGUUCGUAUUGGUGAUCGUAAGAAAGGUGUUCGCUACGACGCCGAUGGUAAUGUUGUUUCCACCGCAAAUGUGGAUUCUAUGGUGAAGAACUCGGAGAGGUUCCAACCAGAAACCGUCAGACGUAUCAACGAAGAAAUGGAGGAAGGCAUUACAUGUCCAAUCUGCUAUGAAGAACCAGAACCAGAGGCGUACACUUUAUUCUUUCCAUGUGGACAUGCCAUCUGCAAGGAGUGCGUUGAAUCCUACUUUGAACAGUUCCAAGAAGGCAUGAACAAUGAUAACGUUCGCUUUGCCAAAUGUAUGAGCUGUCGGAUCCUAGUGAACGAGAAUGCUAUCGUUGAUUGUGAGGUUUUUGAUAAGCAUGUGAACCACAAUCAAAGUGUUGAGAUGAUUCGCAUCGUCAUGGAGGAGAGGAACAAAGCAGCUAGGAAGGAAGCAGAGAAAAUCAAGAAUGGUGGACUGGAGUAUUCGCCAAAGGUGAAGGGGUGUAUUGAACUAUUAGAGAAGAUUUGGUCAGAAAAUCCUGAUGAUAAAGUCAUCAUCUUUUCAAAUUUCACCUCUUUCUUUGUGAUUUUAAGAAAAUUCAUCAACGACAAGCUUCAAGUUGAACCAUUGCAAUACCUCGGCUCUAUGAAUGUCGAUGAGAGGAACCAAUGUGUUAAGGAGUUUUAUCGUAACGCAGAGAGUAAACUGAUGUUGAUCUCUCUAAAAGCUGGCAAUGCCGGUUUAACGCUAACAUGUGCCAACCACGUUAUCAUCAUGGACCCAUUUUGGAACCCAUACGUUGAAUUACAAGCGCAGGAUCGUUGCCAUAGAAUUGGUCAGGUAAAGCCUGUGACUGUUCAUCGCUUGUUGAUGCAGGACACCGUCGAGGAUCGUAUCAUGAAGCUGCAGCUCAUGAAGGAGACGUUGAUUGAAGGUGCCAUAGAUCCACAGGGCAUGAGAAACGUUUCCAGGCUCUCCAGGGAGGACAUUGCAGGGUUGUUCAACAUCAGACCGUCACGUACGUAGAGCUUUGACGCUCAUCAUAUCCUUUUC